GCCCUGGUUUUUUUGCGUGCUCGCAGGUGGUUCUGCAUUUGCUGAGAAGUUGUGUAAAGUGGUUUGAAGCAUUAUGCAAUCGUCAGCAAACAUCCCCAUUUCUGAGUUGCGCUUUUGUGGCUGACCCAGGGUCACGUUGGUUCAGGAGAAAACUACAAGGUAACCCCGGACUGAGUUGGACUUUCUCUGUCUAAGAUCCUAGGUUGUGUUGGAUGACCCCGGACUGCACUCGCUGACAGUUCCGAGAACCUCUUUCUGCCGGUUUGCCCUGCACCGAGCUGGGCGGUGUUGCUGGAAGGUACAGAGGGAACUUGAUUUUAUUUCCCGGAGACGCUGGCUUGCGCUUGGACGGCGCUGGGUUGUGCUGGGUGACUCUUGAGUUCAACUAGCUGGGCGACCGUGAGCUGUGCUGCGUUUCAAAAUCCCCUUUGAUGCGGGUCCCUUUAAAUGGCGUAACGGUCGGUACCACCCCAGACUGAGUCAUUUGACGUUUGGUUUCCGAGCAGCAAAAAAAAAGUGAACAGUUCCGCGCUUUGAGGGCUCUAGGGUCCAGCUCCUUGGCGCCCGAUGCGAUUCUCUCAGCCCGCCACUCUUCGGCCACGGAGUAAGAUGACCUUCCUACGCCUUCUGUACCUGUUGCUUACCGUUCUGGCGAGGAGCGCGGCUCACCAGGACUAUCCCACCAUAAAGAAAAGCCUGUCAGACUGCUCGAAUCAAACCAUAGAGUACUUUUCGAAGCAACAUCAGGUGUGCUGCAGCAAAUGUCGACCAGGAACGCAUCAGAUCCAGGCCUGCUCCCGCGAUGUGGACACACAGUGCAGGCCGUGUGGGACAAGCCAGUACACAGCAUACUGGAACACACUGAAGAAGUGCAAGGGAUGUGAAGCUCUGUGCGGUGAAGACCAGGAAGAGGUUCAAGCCUGCACAUCGACGUCCAUGAGGGUGUGUCAAUGUCGCAGCGGCUUCCACUGCAUCGAUCCCUCUGGCAAAACAUGUAACCAGUGCUGGAAACAUACGGAAUGCAAGGAGGGUCAUGGUGUCAUUGAGAAAGGAACUGGAGAUAGUGAUGUGAAAUGUGGGCCAUGUGCUCCUGGAACGUUCUCGGAUAAAGUCUCUUCCACUGACCCAUGCAGACCCCACACUGUGUGUGCAGAGGAGGGGAGAAAGACUUUACGGGAAGGAAGCAGUGUAGAAGACACAGAAUGCAGCAGGGAAUUAUUUCCGGUUCUCCCCGUUCCAAAAUCUACGAUCCAGCCUUCUAGUCCGGCACAGGUCACAUAUCAGACAAAGAAGGAAGAACCAACUGCGACUGUUUUUGAAAUCAGCCAGAAGGAAACAUCUCUUCCUCGUCCCUGGGUGGCAGUAAUAUGUGUCGCAACUUUUGUCCUGCUUGCCGUGGCAGUUGUGAUAACAGUCUGUGUCAUUUGCAAGAGGAAAGGAAGGAGGCCUGAACCAAAGACCGAAGUGGCUGACAAGAAUGUGUGUCAAGUGGAGACGAUCUGUUUAAUUGCCGGCAAUGAAAGUAAUCUGGUGGGAGUGGUCUCCGGGGACAGGAACGGUGGGCAGAACGGUGGACCUGUGCCGCUGGACGGCCAGCCCCCUUCCUUAUCGCGGUCCGUCAGCAAAGAGUCGCGAGGCGUCAGGAGGAAGCCGGACACGGAGAAUGGCCCGAAGGAGGAGAACCAGUUGCAGAGCCACUUUGCGCCCUUGAACAGUUACGCGCAGAUGGAUUGUCAGGAGGACCAGGGGUACAUCAGCCGGGAGUCGCGACCCAGCUCAGGAUCCCCUUCACCUGUGAUAGAGUUCAGCGGCAAUCCGACCGUGAGCGUGACAAUAAACACCAGCAAGUGCUUUGUCAACUGCUACCACCGCCCGGAAGACCGAGCUGCCGACCCAGGUACAAACGAGGACCAGUAUCGGGCUCCUGAGGCAGAGGAGGGAACUGAAGUAGACGAGGGGUUUCCGGUUCAGGAGGAACAAAGGGAUUCAGACUCGGAGACAUGGAAAGAGGAUGGCGGCUCGGUGCAGAAGGAUCGCUGGUGGUAUAAUCCAGUGCCGCACCAGGAGAACGGGAAAGAGUCGCACCUCCCAGUCCAGGACACUUCUGGGAAAGUUUACUGAGUGAGGAACGGAGGUCACAGGAUGGCCCGUGUCCUCAUACUGAAGGCAGCUUGUGCCCUGGAGGGCUUGUGAUUGAGGCUCCUGCUUAAUCGAAUGAUGUUCAACUCUCCUGUGAAACUGUUGAAAUGUCACCCAUUUGUCCAUGAGCCAAGUGAUGGGUUUUGGAGAAUUCCUGGGGAUCUCCAGUUCAGACCUCAAUACCUCACUGAAGCAUGCAGUAGUUUUUAUGGUAAUGGCAAUCCGGUCCAGAUUCCAUGGGCUGUUAUUGAGUUCAUUCAACGCUGAGUGUCUCUAGGUGCUGAGUCGUUUCACAACAUUACCAGGCAAGUCAGGUAACUCAACUCCAUCCAGUGUGACCUUUCCUAUAUUGCAAUAUGUAACACUAGCUUCCCCACGCGAAACCUCAGGAGGCUACAAAUCGAGGGGAAAUUCCUUUCUCAUUGCUCCUGCUUGUUGUCAGUUGAGGAAGAACAAGCCUGAGUUUCCUGGAAUACCUACCUCCCUCAAUGUUCCCCACACUGGCUUGCUCGUGCAUUGGUAUUCACAGCCAAGUCAUCAGACUGUUCCAGUGCUGCUCUGUUCCCCAAAGAAAAGGUUGUAUAUCAUUUAAAGAUCCAAUAUAAAUCUGACCCUGGACAGCUUAAGACCCCUAUUCUUCUCAAUUCUCCAAUCAACUAACUUAAGUGAAGUAGGCCUCUGUGUCUUGGAGAUUGAAAUAAUGGGGUGAUCUGAUUGAAAUACACAGGGCAGAUAUUGAAAGAUGGUUUCCCCUGGCUGGAGAGCCUGAAAUAGUACUCAGGACAAGGAGCAGGUGUUUAAAACAGAUGAAGAGAAAUUUCUUCACUUUGAAAUGUUCUAGUUCAGAGGAUUGAGAACAUUCAUUUGGUAGAAAGAUGUAUUUCUGGAUUUUAAUGGAGUCAAAGAAUAUAGGGAAAAAACGGGUAGACUUGAGGUAGGUUAAGGGUUUACGUGCCCUUUUGCUGAUUAAGGCAGUCCACUCCUUCAUUGCUCCAUCACUUUUCUCAGACCACCCUGAGGUCCUUUCUCCAAACUGCAGAGUCUCAACUCUGUCAUACCUUAAUCAUUCUAUCCCGUUCCCUCAGAGCUGCUUCUUGUGAUGUUCUGACAUUCAGCUAAAGUGUGGGAGUGCAUUUCAUGUGAGAUCUGUGUUCGGGUGUGUUUGGAAUGGAAGUUAAUGAGCUUCUGAUGGUUUUUAUUUUACUCCACCCUCCCAAAACUAAUAUAACGUCACCUUAGAGUGGCUUCUACUGGUUUCCCAAAAUGCACAUUGGAUUGAAAAAAAGCUAUGUAAAUAUGAAUGUUUAGAUCUAUAUUAAUGUUUAUUAUUCAAAAUUAUUAACAAAUAGUGAAAACAGCAACACCUUUUCACUUCUCCUUGCCAUGUGGCCCAAUGUCUCUCUGCUCUUUCAUACUCUCCCUGUUGUUCUGCUUUACUUCCCAUUCAUUUUCCCAACUAUUUAUUCAAUUUUGAUCUUUUUCUUCCCCUUUCUCUCUACUCACCUUCCCCUCUCUGCCACCCCUCUUCCAAUUUCACCAUACCCUGCUCCCUCUGUAGCCCUCUAAUUUUUUUCUUAAAUUCAGAUGGAAGACUGCCAAACAUACGAGGGAGGGUGGCACAUGGUUGAUAUGAUUCCUUGUAAGUAAUCUUUUAUAUGUAUAGCAGAACUGAUAAUAAACACUUCUGUAUUUUUCUUGUGUGUUUUCUGUAAAUAAUGUGUUGAAACAGUCGUUUUUUUUUCAUCCAACCUGUUCGGCAAUGUUAAAAUGAGGUGUAGUGACUUUCAGUGUUGUGCGUAAAAACCUCAUGGGACUAUGAGAAUGUUAUAUAAUAUUGCUUAUUUCAUCCUUUCUUGGGAAUUUGACGGGUGAGUGCAAACUACCCAAAGGCUCCACCUGCAGACAUUAAGUGUGUUACUUGGGAGCCAGUGCUGACAAGGGUAUCUAUCUGUUGGCUUCUCUUGGGGAAAUUUCACUUCAUCUCCCAUGCAGGUGGAGUGUUGGGUUGGUUGUGCAGGAGUGAAGGCUGCAAACAGCGUUUAAUUGGUGGAAGCCGUUGUGUAAGGAGCCAGACACAAGAGACGUGGCCUGAUUGGGGUCUCCCUGUCACUGGAUAUGCAGAUGAACCCUA
This is a messenger RNA of Mobula hypostoma (lesser devil ray), 4270 nucleotides long. RefSeq lists its product as uncharacterized. The coding region runs from base 568 to 2121 and encodes 517 amino acids. Gene Ontology annotation, molecular function: tumor necrosis factor binding; tumor necrosis factor receptor activity. The record is from RefSeq and is a predicted model, not a curated record. The transcript is spliced from 11 exons. Gene Ontology annotation, biological process: positive regulation of membrane protein ectodomain proteolysis; positive regulation of myelination; negative regulation of neuroinflammatory response. NCBI's taxonomy places the organism in Eukaryota, Metazoa, Chordata, Chondrichthyes, Myliobatiformes, Myliobatidae.